This is a messenger RNA of Hemicordylus capensis (graceful crag lizard), 1601 nucleotides long. It is a transcript of the gene MTERF3, whose product is annotated as mitochondrial transcription termination factor 3. The transcript is spliced from 8 exons. Gene Ontology annotation, molecular function: double-stranded DNA binding. Gene Ontology annotation, biological process: regulation of DNA-templated transcription; mitochondrial ribosome assembly. The coding region runs from base 299 to 1543 and encodes 414 amino acids. NCBI's taxonomy places the organism in Eukaryota, Metazoa, Chordata, Lepidosauria, Squamata, Cordylidae. The record is from RefSeq and is a predicted model, not a curated record. Gene Ontology annotation, cellular component: mitochondrion.
AGCAGCAGUUGCCUCAGAGGGCCGGGCUUUGCUUUACCGCCGCAGGCCACGGGGAGGAGCCGGCUGGGGAGCCUCGCCUCCUUCCUUUGCGUCAGAGGCCUCGGCCCUGAGCGGAGGAAGUGUUGGCUGGGCUGGCCCGGGCCGCUGGCCAGGUCGGUAUCCCUUGGCGGGCCCGCACGUGAAGCAAGGCGAGGCCUGGAAGCCUGGCGGGAGGCCCCGAGCCAGCAACAAAGGAACACCCCGCUGGACGCCCACAGGUGAAGGCCUCGCUCUCCGCGCACGCCCCUGAGAGAAUAAGAUGGCUUUAUUGACUCAGCGAAUGUCCAGGUGCUGUCCUUUGCUUAAAAAAUGCAAUAUUGUGACCAGUACAGAACAACUGAGAAAACAAUCUAUCAAAAUAUGGACAUCUUCUCUAAAGCAACCAGGUUUACUGACUUCAAUUCAUUUCAGACGCUCAUGUCAACCAUUGUCAAAGAACUCUAGAUCUUUACUUUUUGAUAACCUCAUACAGUUCUGCAGUUCAAGUACUGAAUUGAACCGGAGUCCAGAAAAUAAUUCACUUUCUCUGGUUAAUAAACCAGAAACUGAAAUAAAAUCUAGUUCAGAUAAUGAAGCUUUGUAUGAAGAUAGGGAUGGUGCACUUUCACUCGCCUUGGAGGAGAUUUCAGAGGACGAAGCUCUUCAAAUCAUAGCUGAGCCACCACUUCCUCUUGAAUCUUUCACACUUCAAGAUUAUAUUGAUCAUUCAGAAACACUGCGCAAGCUAGUGCUUCUAGGGGUUGAUUUGUCCAAAGUGGAAAAACGUCCAAGUGCAGCUCAACUUCUUCUAAGGUUGGACUUUGAAAAAGAUGUUAAAAAGGUGCUCCUGUUCCUUAAGGAUGUUGGUGUGGAAGAUAAGAAGCUUGGAGCAUUUAUUACUAAAAAUCCUUAUAUUCUCAGAGAAGAUCUGGAAAAUCUAGAGACCAGGGUGGCUUAUCUGACAUCAAAAAAAUUCAGCAAGGAAGAAAUUGCACGAAUGGUCUCAGGGGCUCCAUAUUUACUCCUCUUUAAUGUGGAAAGAUUGGAUAAUAGGCUGGGUUUCUUCCAAAAAGAACUUGGAUUAAAUGUGCAAAAGACUCGAGAUUUAGUAACUCGUCUUCCAAAAUUGCUGACUGGCAGUCUUGAACCUAUUAAGGAAAAUCUGAAGGUGUACGAGCUUGAACUUGGUUUUAGUCAAAAUGAAAUUCGGCACAUUGUACACAGAGUCCCCAAGGCUUUAAGUGUUCACAAAAGGAAGCUAACAGAAACAUUUGAUUACUUGCACAAUGUAAUGGGCAUUCCCCACAGCAUCAUAGUUCAUUUUCCUCAGGUUUUUAAUUCAAAGCAACUUCGGAUCAAAGAAAGACACAUGUUUCUUAAAUUUCUGGGGAGAGCACAAUAUGAUCCAAAGCAGCCUAGCUAUAUCUCCUUGGAAAAACUAGUAUCCUUGCCUGAUGAUAUAUUUUGCACAGAAGUUGCCAAAGCAACAGUACAAGAUUUCCAUAAAUUCCAAAAAACAUUGUGAAGUUAACAUAUGUAAAAACAAAAAGACUUUGUUAUAAAAUAAACAUGAUUGCAAUAUU